Molecule: messenger RNA, 1865 nt
Organism: Paramuricea clavata
Lineage: Eukaryota; Metazoa; Cnidaria; Anthozoa; Malacalcyonacea; Plexauridae
Source: the annotation of a GenBank genome assembly
AUGUUUGUGAGCUUUCUGAUUCUUCAUGUAUCUGUGCUUGGCACGGUCUUUGCCGGAACGCGCAACUGCGCAAGUUAUUAUCGACCACCAUAUUAUAUUGGUGAACAUCGAGUUCCAACUACUUGCAAUCUUGAGCAGCUGGACUGCCCAUCUUCCUGGAAGUCUGGAAUACCACAAGGCAGCGAAACAUCUAUCCCAAUCAUUUACCAGAAAUUCCUGAAUUGUCACGAAAGUUUUACUUUGUGUGGAUACGUCCCAAUCGAUCCAAAAUCUGGUGAAGUCCUUGAAGAAAAUGGCGUUACGAUUGGAGCUGGUGUUGAUCUAGGAAGCAAGUCAUGGGUGUCUUUCACGUCAUUGCCAAGCGUACUUGUUGACAAGCUUGACCCUUACUUUGGUUUGAAACGAAAUCUCGCUGCUUGUACUGCGAUUGAACGUCCUUUACGCCUAACGCUAGGGGAAGCUAACACUUUAACUGAUGCUGUUAAAAACGAUGUGGUUAAUACAGUUUCAAAAAGAUACGACAGAGAUAAAGACGAGAACGCGCUGGCGUUCACAUCAGUUCCUCGCGGUAUUCGCACAGCUAUCGUCAGCGUUUGGUAUCAGUUCGGCUCUGAUACGGCUCAUUCAAUAUUCUGGAGUUUCGUGAAGAAAAACGACUGGAAUAAUGCGAUACAUGAACUGAGAAAUUUCUACACGAAUCCAAACGAGCAGGCUAGAAAAGAUUUGAAAAGACGAAACGACGAAGCGGACAUAAUUGAAGCAACUCUUUUGGAAUGCGAUCGCGCUGUUGACGUUGUUUUCUUGAUAGAUGACUCUAGCAGUGUUUCCCUCGCUAACUUUCAAGAAAGCCUCGAUUUUGUGAAGAACAUGAUAAAAGCAUUUCCCGACCAGAAACUCACUGGGAAAUAUAGCACUAGAUUUGGUUUGUCUACAUUCAAUAACAUUUACAGAUCACAAUUCUAUUUGUCAAGCUAUACCAAGCAGUCAAGCUAUCUUUACGCAAUUGGUCGCGUUUCGUACACAGGUGGAAGCAGUACCAAUCUUGCUUUCGCUCUGGUACAGGUAUUAACCGAUCAAUUCACCGAAAAACGAGGUUUGCGUCCUGAAAAGGAUGGCUUACCUCGUGUUUUGAUUGUUCUAACGACGGUCUAUCGUACGGUAGUGUUUCAAUUCCAGCAAAGAAUAUAAGAGAUGAAAACAUCGUUAUUUAUGCAAUUGGAAUCGACAAUUAUAAUCUUAGGCAGCUUCAAGACAUUGCAUCUUCUGACUCGCACGUUUACACCCUAUCUACCUUUUCCGAACUUGACAUAUUUAUUUCCACGAUCACGUCGUCAACUUGUUAUGAACCCCGUCCUGCACAACUUGACGAGGCAAUCAUUACAAGUGUAGUAAAGAAUUCGUACAAGUAUUUCAGCUACAAAGUAAGCAAAACAUCAAAUCUCGAGAUCAAUGUAAUCGAUUUAACUGGCAGCACGCUUGUUUACGUCUCUCGCACCAAUCCUCACCCUUAUCAGUACGACUAUGACAUUUCCUUCGACUUUUCGCAGCAAAAGAACAAACUCAUCGUUGUUUCAGCGCGCACGCCUGUACCAAAUACAAAGGUGAAACGGUCAGCCAAAGACGAGCACACACAACAAAUCUAUGUGUCGGUAACUUCCCACACCAACUUGGCUUCCUUCAUAAUUAAAGGCGAUGAAUGUAAUCCCUUGAAAUGUACGGAGGGAACAAAUGAAAUGCCUAUAUAUACAACUCAACCUACCACACGUACAACACCGACUGAUCAUGGGAGUAUUGUUAUCCCUGCAAAUAUCAUGGUGGCAAGUUUUGGAAUGUUGACCAUGCUUUUUCAAAUAUAUUGGGUUUGA